UUAAAAUAUUGAAUAAAAUAGGAAACAAGUGACAUGCAUUUCGACUAUUGUAAUGGUGCAUUUUAUUUUUAUUACACGGUUGAAUCGCUCAUCACCCAUAUCGUACAUCACGAAUAUUUUUAUUUUAAUUAGCAGUCACAUCGAUCACAAUAAAGAAACGUUUUGUUCUCAAACAUUAACGAUCGAUCCAAUCCGAUAUCAUGCUUGAGCAGAAGCAGCGAAGAGAGGAUGAUUGUGAUUGUGGCCGCCAUCCACAAUCAAGUUGAGCCCACUCACAUACUUGGCAUCGUCGCUCGCCAGAUACAGCGCCGCCCUGGCAACAUCCUCCGGCUCCAACACCGCCCCUCUCAGGUUCCCCGCCGCCGACAUAAACUCCUCGGCGGCCCUCUUAUCCAUCUGCAUGCCACGCGUCACCAUGGGAGUGGCCACCCCGUAGGGCGAGACAGUGUUGACCCGAAUCGCAUACUUGCCCAUCUCCACCGUCAGAUUAUUCGCCAGCCCCAGCAUCGCGUGCUUCGACGCCUUGUACGCAUACGACAGAUCCCCGCUGAUCGACGACGCCACGCUCCCGGUGAACAGGAUGCAGCCUUUCCUCGCCGGGAUCAUCACCCUGGCGGCGUGCUUGGCCCCGAGGAAGGAUCCGAACAGGUUGAUUUCGAGAACCUUGUGGAAGUCGGCGUUGUCGGAGUUCAAGAUGGUGGUGUCGAGGUUGCCCCCGAUUCCGGCGUUGUUGUACAUGAUGUCUAGC
Molecule: messenger RNA, 748 nt
Organism: Linum tenue
Lineage: Eukaryota; Viridiplantae; Streptophyta; Magnoliopsida; Malpighiales; Linaceae
Source: the annotation of a GenBank genome assembly